This is a messenger RNA of Truncatella angustata, 3519 nucleotides long. RefSeq lists its product as uncharacterized. NCBI's taxonomy places the organism in Eukaryota, Fungi, Ascomycota, Sordariomycetes, Amphisphaeriales, Sporocadaceae. The transcript has a single exon. The record is from RefSeq and is a predicted model, not a curated record. The coding region runs from base 1 to 3519 and encodes 1172 amino acids.
AUGGCAGACACUGCAGGGCCCCAGACGCCCACCAAGAAGCUGUUCAAGGCUUCGAGCAAAACCCCGCCCGUGAGAAGGCAGCACAAUCUCACCAAGACUCCUCAAAGUGCACCAUCUAGCAUCAAAUCCUCGAGUCCAAGUCCAGCGCUGUUUGGGAAAUCCUCUAAAAUCUCUACGCCAAAAAGGAAAGUCUCAUUGCCUGCGCCAAUAUCUCCAUCGAAGCCUUCCAGCGACGAUAUCUUGAAGUCGACGUGUUUGGCGCCUUUUACCAGCAAACUCGACGUCGACGGUGACAAAAUUCCUGAUGCCGCUUCUGAUACUACUGGGGACACUCCUGUAGGCUGGAUAGACAAUGAUGUCCAUGCACCAACCGACAUGGCCAGUCGCAGCAAUGGUGCCUCGAAAGCAUUGUCCAGAGAAUCGUCUGAGACCAUGGCGGGUGCGGCAGGUGGAUCGGCGAGUCGAGACUCCACAGAGCCAGGGUCCUUAGAUGAGAAAUUUGAAACCGUCACAGACGCGCCCGCGCAAGCCACAGAGCCGAAAGAGACUCUCGAGCAAGCUACUGACAAAAGCGCCAGCGUAGAUGAUGUUGCGCCAGCAACUCCUAGUAAGCCAACUGAAGAUCAACAAUCCGAUGCAGCCAGUUCCACGGAAGACACAAACGAUCCGAUCGACCUCGCUCAAUACUUUCUCGAUGUGGGUAAUCCUGAGAUGAGCAAGUUUGUCAAAGCAUUGAUCGGACAAGACAACGAAGACGUAUCUGCACCAACAGCAUCCGGCGCGUUCGAGUCAGUAGAAGAUAGCGCUCAGAACACCGCGCAGAAAUUUCGCCACACCAUCAGCAGUUCCUCUCAAAAUUCCAAAGAAGAGUCUGAAAACCCAUCUGCGGAUUCUAGUGACCAAUCCAAAGAAACCCCAUUUAAGGACAUUUCAGAGGAUCAGCACCAGAAGCCUUCUUUAGGAAAGGAAUCAUCAGAACAGUCCGAAGACCCAUCUGCUUCGAAGGACGACCCAGAAGAUCAAUCCACGAAUUCAAACGAUCGAACCGACAAACCUUCCACCGAGGACUACUCAGCAGAACGAUCGGAGAAGCCCUCGCCUAUCCCCAGGGACGACCUGCAAGACGGCAUCGCCAAACCCUUAGCGAACGACGAUUGCCCAGAGCACACCGAGAAGGUACCGGCGAAAGACGACCUGACGUUGAAGGACGGCCCUGGACCCAAAUCCACGUCAGACGCGGACGUCGUCACUGAAGACACACAAGACGCUGAAAACGAAGCUGUAAACACCAAAAGCGGCGUUCCAGGCGUCUCGCAAAGCCCGGUAGAGAAGCUUCCCACGAGCGACAACUUGGUUUCAAAACCGACAGAGGAAAACCCCAUAGGCGAAAGCCCAGAAGCUGAGAAACAAGAUACCGCAGAAGAAUCUCUAACUUUGUCAGAAAAGCCUGCUGACACUGUGAGUGGGUUUCCCGGCGUAUCUAAAGAUCCAGUCUUGGAGUUGCCGAACGACGACGAAUUGGUCUCCCAACCUGCGAGUGAAACCACGAUCGCCGCUGAAGACCCGCAGCAUACCAGCGACACUAAAGAGAGCGCGGAAGAUUCAGAGACUGUAGAAAAGUCAGAUCCUGCGGAAGAGUUGGAUACUGCAGAAACUUUAAAAGCUGUGGAAGAGUCAGAAUUUGCCGAAGAGUCAAAGCUUGCUGUAGAGUCAAAACCUACUGAAUCGUCAGAGCCCGUCAAAGCGUCAAACCCCGCGGAAGAGCCAGAGCCUGCAAGGGAAGUCGAGAAGACCGCAGAGAAUUCACAACGUGCAACUGGAGCCGAGAAUACAGCGCGAUCCUCGCAGCCUGCUACAAGCAAAGGGACCGGAACUAUUGGCGGCUUCCCGAACGUUUCGGAAAACCCAGUCGAGGAGCUUCCGAACGACGACGAGCUGGUCGCAGAACCGCCAAGCAAGACGCGAAGUGCGGUCGAUAAUACAGAUAUCUUCGCGACGGACGCGUCAGAGACUGUCGACGGCUUUCCAGACGUGUCGUGCGAUCCGGUGGAAGAACUGCCAACGAACGACGAUCUGGUGAUUGGCGCCAAGGAUAAGGUUGAAGCCAGCGAAGAAAGUUUGCAGCCAGCCUCAUCCGGAGCACAGGAUAAAACAAAAUCAACAACUGGCGAUAUGCAGGGUAGAGAAGAACAACCCUCACCACAAACCAUUGCAGAUACGCAGAAAGCUGCUGAAGGUUCUGCAGGCCAUAACAUUGGCGUUCCUGACACCGAGAACAUCACUCGAGGGAAGCACGUUACUUUUGAAAGUCCUGGUAAAGCCUUGGAUGUGAAGGAUUCCAUUUCUACCCCAGAGAAGGGACCUGGAGAUCAGGCGACAGAUCCACAGGACGUUUCAGAAGAAAUACUUGCGCAACGAGGCUCGCAGACAUCUAGUCUUCCCGAAGAGGCCAGCAACGGUGACGUAGUGAGCAAGGCAAAUAAAAAACCUUCGUCUCUCAAGAAGACCUCGACGUUCUCGGCGAGUGCGCCGGAUUCUUCGAACUCGACUCAGGAAUCCGAAGAACUAGCCGACGGUUCUGUAAGGAGUGCCAUGGUAGGUGGAAAGGAUGGCCUCGGUGCGAAGGCACCACGACAGCUUAAUGCUUCGAACACUUCUAAUCAACCUAGAGGUUCUACCGGCGGUGUUCAGGCAGAAGCAGACAAUAUGGGCAAGCCAGCACGGAUAAACAGGCGCGUCGAUAUACCAUUACCAAGGCCUGGUAAUCCAAACCGCUCCAGAUCACGUAUGGAUAUGCCCGAGGUUGAUAACCUGAAGACCACAGACGGCCUGAACAACGUAAACGAUCUUGAUGACCCACCAGAGGAGUUCUUAGAUCCUUCUGUACAUACGUCGCCGCAACGAUCGGCGAACAUUUCACCUAUUCCCAGAAUCCAUGAUAUUUCUCCUAUUUCAAGUCAACCUCCGCCAGACCUAGCAUGUCUAGCCAGCGGAUUGGGUGGCUUUAGUGUUGAUGAUGUCGGAAAUAUCGUGGACGAGACUGGAAAGGUUCUAGGUCACGCUACGGGCGACUUGCCAUCUAUGAUCGGCAAGAAGGUUGCCAACAACGGUGAAAUUUAUGGCGACCGAGGCGAACUCAUUGGAUUUGUUACGGAAAACUUCACAGGCCACCCACCGCCGCCAGAAUCGCCGAGGGAAGAUUUGAAAGAAACCCCCCUCCCCAAUGGUCUGAAGGUUGAUAGGGAAGGAAAUAUUUUGGACAACUCUGGUAAUAUUGUCGGAAAGUUGAACAGGCCGUCGGGUGCAUCGACUAAGGCUCUUGCGCCCCUUAACGGCGAGACAAAGGAUGAGCCGAAGACCCAGACCGAUGGAGAGAAAGAGAAGCCUAGAGCCAAGUUUGACGAAGGCAGCAUUCCUGCUGACAUCUUCUUGGACGUGAAAUCUACACCUGACGGUAUCCAACUGACGAUCAGGAUUCCAACCAUCUUCAAACAGGAGACACAACAGACGACGGAAUGA